GGAAGAUGGCCGCCUAGGCGCCGAGCCUCGGGCCCGAGCGGCGGCCUUGGCCUGGGGUCGCGGCCCGCGCCACCAUGACGCGCUGGGUGCCCACCAAGCGGGAGGAGAAAUACGGCGUGGCUUUUUAUAACUACGAUGCCCGGGGUGCAGACGAGCUCUCUUUGCAAAUAGGAGACACCGUGCACAUCCUCGAGACCUACGAAGGGUGGUACAGAGGUUACACCUUAAGGAAAAAGUCUAAGAAGGGCAUAUUUCCUGCUUCAUAUAUUCAUCUUAAAGAAGCGAUAGUUGAAGGAAAAGGGCAACAUGAGACUGUCAUCCCAGGUGACCUCCCCCUCAUACAGGAAGUCACCACCACGCUGCGAGAGUGGUCCACCAUCUGGAGACAGCUCUACGUGCAAGAUAAUAGGGAGAUGUUCCGAAGUGUGCGGCACAUGAUCUAUGACCUGAUUGAGUGGCGCUCACAGAUCCUUUCUGGAACUCUGCCCCAGGAUGAGCUCAAAGAGCUGAAGAAGAAGGUCACAGCCAAAAUUGAUUAUGGAAACAGAAUUCUGGAUUUGGAUCUGGUGGUACGAGACGAAGACGGGAACAUUUUGGACCCAGAGCUGACUAGCACAGUUAGUCUCUUCCGAGCUCAUGAAGUAGCUUCCAAGCAAGUGGAGGAGAGGUUACAGGAAGAAAAAUCCCAGAAGCAGAACCUGGACAUGAACCGGCAGGCGAGAUUCGCCGCCACCCCUUCCCUGGCCUUGUUUGUCAACCUCAAGAAUGUCGUCUGUAAAAUAGGAGAAGAUGCUGAGGUCCUCAUGUCCCUGUAUGACCCCACGGAGUCCAAGUUCAUCAGUGAAAACUACCUGGUUCGUUGGUCAAGUUCUGGAUUACCUAAAGACAUAGACAGAUUACAUAAUCUUCGUGCUGUUUUCACAGACCUCGGAAGCAAAGACCUGAAAAGGGAGAAAAUUAGUUUCGUGUGUCAGAUUGUCCGCGUGGGCCGCAUGGAGCUGAGGGACAGCAACACGAGGAAGCUGACCUCGGGACUGCGGAGGCCUUUCGGCGUGGCAGUGAUGGACGUGACGGACAUAAUCAGUGGGAAAGUAGAUGACGAAGAUAAGCAGCACUUCAUUCCCUUCCAGCCGCUCGCAUUGGACGACGCCACUCGACACAAGCCGCUGAACAUGUCAUCCCGUUUUUCACCCAGGGUAGCAGGGGAGAACGACUUCCUUCAGACUGUUAUAAACAAAGUCAUCGCUGCCAAAGAAGUCAACCACAAGGGGCAGGGUCUGUGGGUGACGCUGAAAUUACUUCCUGGAGACAUCCAUCAGAUUCGAAAGGAGUUUCCUCAUUUGGUGGACAGGACCACAGCCGUGGCCCGCAAGACGGGGUUUCCUGAGAUCAUCAUGCCUGGUGAUGUUCGAAAUGAUAUCUAUGUGACAUUAGUUCAAGGAGAUUUUGAUAAAGGCAGCAAGACGACUGCAAAGAAUGUAGAGGUGACAGUGUCUGUCUAUGAUGAAGAUGGAAAACGACUAGAGCACGUGAUUUUCCCUGGUGCUGGUGACGAGGCCAUCUCCGAGUACAAAUCAGUGAUCUACUAUCAAGUGAGGCAGCCACGCUGGUUCGAGACCCUAAAGGUGGCCAUCCCCAUCGAGGAUGUAAACCGGAGUCACCUUCGUUUCACCUUCCGCCACAGAUCAUCACAAGACUCUAAGGAUAAAUCUGAGAAAAUAUUUGCACUUGCAUUUGUGAAGCUGAUGAGGUAUGAUGGGACCACCCUCAGAGACGGGGAGCACGACCUUAUUGUUUAUAAGGCUGAAGCCAAGAAGCUGGAAGACGCAGCCACGUACUUGAGCCUCCCGUCCACGAAAGCAGAGCUGGAAGAGAAGGGCCACUCAGCCACGGGCCGGGGCCUGCAGAGUCUGGGGAGCUGCGCCAUCAGUAAAGACUCCUUUCAGAUCUCUACACUGGUGUGCUCCACCAAACUGACCCAGAACGUGGACCUCCUGGGGCUGCUGAAGUGGAGAUCCAACACCAACCUGCUGCAGCAGAACCUGAGGCAGCUGAUGAAAGUGGACGGAGGCGAGGUGGUGAAGUUCCUGCAGGACACCCUGGAUGCCCUUUUUAACAUCAUGAUGGAGAACUCCGAGAGUGAGACCUUUGAUACUCUGGUGUUUGAUGCUCUGGUCUUUAUCAUUGGACUCAUUGCUGACCGGAAGUUCCAGCACUUCAACCCCGUUUUAGAAACCUACAUCAAGAAGCACUUCAGUGCAACGUUAGCCUACACGAAGCUGACCAAGGUCCUGAGGACUUAUGUGGACAACGCUGAGAAGCCGGGGGUCAGUGAGCAGCUGCACAAGGCCAUGAAAGCGCUGGAGUUUGUCUUCAAGUUCAUCGUGCGCUCACGGAUCCUGUUCAAUCAGCUGUACGAGAACAAAGGUGAGGCUGACUUCGUGGAGUCCUUGUUGCAGCUGUUCCGGUCUAUCAACGAUAUGAUGAGCAGCGUGUCGGAGCAGACAGUCAGGGUGAAGGGGGCAGCACUGAAAUACUUGCCGACCAUUGUCAACGAUGUGAAGCUGGUGUUUGAUCCCAAGGAGCUCAGCAAAAUGUUCACCGAGUUUAUCCUGAAUGUCCCUGCGGGUUUGCUGACCGUUCCGAAGCUCUAUUGCUUGAUCGAAAUUGUACACAGUGACCUCUUCACACAGCAUGACUGCAGAGAGAUCCUGCUCCCCGUGAUGACCGAGCAGCUCAAGCACCACCUGGAGAGGCAGGAGGACCUGGAGGCUUGCUGCCAGCUGCUCAGCAACAUCCUGGAAGUGCUGUACCGGAGGGAUGUGGGGCCGACACAGAGGCACGUCCAGGUCAUCAUGGAGAAGCUUCUCCGGACAGUGAACCGCACCGUCAUCUCCAUGGGAAGGGAUUCCGAGCUCAUCGGGAGCUUCGUGGCUUGCAUGACAGCUAUUUUACGACAGAUGGAAGACUACCAUUACGCUCACCUGAUCAAGACCUUCGGGAAAAUGCGGACUGACGUCGUGGAUUUUCUGAUGGAAACAUUCAUCAUGUUUAAGAACCUCAUUGGGAAGAAUGUCUACCCUUUCGACUGGGUGAUAAUGAACACCAUGCAGAACAAAGUCUUCCUGCGAGCAAUUAAUCAGUAUGCAGAUAUGCUGAACAAGAAAUUUCUGGAUCAAGCCAACUUUGAGUUACAGCUGUGGAACAACUACUUUCACCUGGCUGUUGCAUUCCUCACUCAAGAGUCCCUGCAGCUGGAGAAUUUUUCAAGUGCUAAGAGAGCCAAGAUCCUCAACAAGUAUGGAGACAUGAGGAGGCAGAUCGGCUUUGAGAUCAGAGACAUGUGGUACAAUCUGGGUCAACACAAGAUAAAGUUUAUUCCGGAAAUGGUUGGCCCCAUAUUGGAAAUGACACUAAUUCCCGAGACGGAACUGCGCAAAGCCACCAUCCCCAUCUUCUUUGAUAUGAUGCAGUGUGAGUUCCACUCGACGCGCAGCUUCCAGAUGUUUGAAAACGAGAUCAUCACCAAGCUGGAUCAUGAAGUGGAAGGAGGCAGAGGCGACGAGCAGUACAAAGUGUUAUUUGAUAAGAUCCUCCUGGAGCACUGCAGGAAGCACAAGUACCUCGCGAAGACAGGGGAGACGUUUGUGAAGCUGGUCGUGCGGCUGAUGGAGCGGCUGCUGGACUACAGGACCAUCAUGCACGACGAGAACAAGGAGAACCGCAUGAGCUGCACCGUGAACGUGCUGAAUUUCUACAAAGAAAUCGAAAGAGAAGAGAUGUAUAUAAGGUACCUGUACAAGCUGUGCGACCUUCACAAGGAGUGUGACAACUACACAGAGGCGGCGUACACCUUGCUUCUCCAUGCGAAGCUUCUCAAGUGGUCAGAGGAUGUGUGUGCGGCCCACCUCACUCAGCGAGACGGGUUCCAGGCGACGACACAGGGUCAGCUCAAAGAGCAGCUCUACCAGGAAAUCAUCCACUACUUCGACAAAGGCAAGAUGUGGGAGGAAGCCAUCGCACUGGGCAAGGAGCUCGCUGAGCAGUACGAGACAGAGAUGUUUGACUAUGAGCAGCUCAGCGACCUGCUGAAGAAACAGGCUCAGUUUUACGAAAACAUCGUCAAGGUGAUCAGACCAAAGCCCGACUAUUUUGCAGUCGGCUACUAUGGACAAGGGUUCCCCUCCUUCCUCAGGGGAAAAGUUUUCAUUUACCGAGGAAAAGAGUAUGAGCGACGAGAAGAUUUUGAAGCCCGGCUCUUAACUCAGUUUCCCAAUGCUGAGAAAAUGAAGACAACAUCUCCACCGGGCGAUGAUAUCAAGAACUCUCCUGGCCAGUAUAUUCAGUGUUUCACAGUAAAGCCCAAGCUGGAUUUGCCCCCCAAAUUUCACCGGCCUGUGUCUGAGCAGAUAGUGAGUUUUUAUAGGGUAAAUGAGGUCCAGCGAUUUGAAUACUCUCGGCCAAUACGGAAAGGAGAGAAAAACCCAGACAAUGAAUUUGCGAACAUGUGGAUCGAGAGAACCAUUUACACCACAGCGUAUAAACUUCCAGGAAUCUUAAGGUGGUUUGAGGUCAAAUCUGUCUUCAUGGUGGAGAUCAGCCCUCUGGAGAAUGCCAUCGAGACCAUGCAGCUGACCAAUGACAAGAUCAGCAGCAUGGUCCAGCAGCACCUGGACGACCCGGGCCUGCCCAUCAACCCGCUCUCCAUGCUCCUGAAUGGCAUCGUGGACCCGGCGGUCAUGGGAGGCUUUGCCAAUUAUGAGAAGGCCUUCUUCACAGAACGCUACCUGCAGGAGCACCCUGAGGCCCAUGGACAGAUCGAGAAGCUCAAGGAUCUGAUAGCCUGGCAGAUUCCAUUUUUGGCUGAAGGGAUCAGGAUCCAUGGAGACAAAGUCACAGAGGCCUUGAGGCCGUUCCAUGAGCGGAUGGAAGCCUGCUUCAAGCAGCUCAAGGAGAAGGUGGAGAAGCAAUAUGGUGCCAGAGCCAUGCCCUCAGGCCUGGACGACCGACGAGGCAGCCGUCCCCGUUCCAUGGUGCGAUCCUUCACCAUGCCGUCAUCGUCCCGUCCCCUGUCUGUGGCUUCUGUGUCCUCCCUCUCCUCCGACAGCACCCCUUCCCGGCCGGGCUCUGAUGGGUUUGCCCUGGAGCCUCUGCUGCCAAAAAAGAUGCAUUCCAGGUCCCAGGACAAGCUGGACAAGGAUGACCCAGAGAAGGAGAAGAAGGACAAGAGGAAGGAGAAGAGGAACAGCAAGCACCAGGAGAUGCUUGACAAGGACUUCAAGCCCGCCGACGUGCCCCUGCAGCAGUCGGAGGCCGUGAUUCUCUCAGAAACGAUAAGCCCCCUUCGGCCCCAGAGACCCAAGAGUCAGGUGAUCAGUGUCAUCGGAAGUGAACGGCGCUUCUCCGUGUCUCCGACAUCACCGUCCUCCCAGCACACCCCCCCUCCAGUCACGCCAAGGGCCAAGCUCAGCUUCAGCAUUCAGUCCAGUCUGGAGCUGAACGGCACGGCUGGGAUGGACAUGGCUGAUGUACCACCCCCUCUGCCUCUCAAAGGCAAUGUGGCAGAUUACGGGAACCUGAUGGAAAACCAGGACUUGAUGGGCUCGCCCACCCCUCCGCCCCCUCCUCCCCACCAGAGGCACCUGCCACCUCCACUGCCCAGUAAAACUCCCCCGCCUCCUCCUCCGAAGACGACCCGCAAGCAGGCCUCGGUGGAUUCUGGCAUCGUGCAGUGACGGCCGGGGAGAGCAGGCUGUGCCCCUCCCUGUCUUCUGUGCCUAAUGACUGCCUCCGUGGGCCCGAGACACCUCGCUUCCAGCGCAGUGGCCUUUCCUGAGGAGUCCUUUAAGCAAGAGGCCCUGAGCACCACGGAGCACAGUGGCAUUGGGACCAGGAUGUACAUGGCACGUAUUAAAGUGGACCCCUCUUGCCCGUCAGUCUUUGAGACGGCCUCAGUCUUGCCCUAACGUCCUUGCCUUUUGUGCCAAAUGACUUACAUUCAUUUCCAGAGCGCUUGGCUGACCCGAGUUAAGCCAAGCAGGAGGGAUGCGGCCAGAGCCCAGGAGAAGCUGCGCAGUGACCGCAUCAGGCCCUCUGUUCCCUCGGCAGCCCAGGCCCAGGCUGGCUGCCCAGGGCUUCCGCUCAGCCCCUUACUGCCACGCCUGUGGGGUGACUUUGUGUCCGCUGAAAAAUAUCUUUGGCUGACAUCAGGCGACUGAGUUCAACCCUGCAGGGAAGUUCUUGGAUUUUCUUGGCAUAAUUUAAAAUAGGAUGUUUCUCAGCUACUGAACAGUUACUAAUUUAUGGAGUAGAACCACCAUGAAGAAUACUGGAUCAAGUGGAAGAUAAAUAUGAGCAUAGGAAAACAAAUGUCCGUUCUUUUUGGCAAAUGAGUAUGUCUGUCACAAGUGAUGGUUUGCGUUGGGUAACUCUUGGGUUCUCAUCUGUACAGACGUUUGUAUAUAUAUAUGCUGGUUCUUGAAACUUGUUUUCAUGUUGUGGCCCUUCUGUAUAUUGCAGUAGGCAUCUGAAAAUGGUCCUCGGUAUGUUUUGUUAAUUCUUAACUGCUGGAUAUGUAUAAAAAAAAGAAAAAAGAAAAAAAAGCAAAUCCUACAAGUUAAAUUUGGUAUUAUUUUUAGAGCUCUAAGUCCAAAAAUGUUGGUAGAAAAGAAUUUUUUAAAAAAUUUAAAAAAGGAAACUAACUUUGUAUAACCUAAUGGUUUUACUCUGUCAUCUAUAUUUUUUUAUUCACUGCAAUCUUGAUGCUGUUCUAGUAGCUUCCAGGUUAAUCAGCAACAAGGAAAAAUAAAGCUUUAUUUAAACAGA
Molecule: messenger RNA, 6825 nt
Organism: Jaculus jaculus (lesser Egyptian jerboa)
Lineage: Eukaryota; Metazoa; Chordata; Mammalia; Rodentia; Dipodidae
Gene: Dock1
Product: dedicator of cytokinesis 1
Exons: 52
Coding region: 75-5735 (1886 amino acids)
Biological process (GO): cell migration; small GTPase-mediated signal transduction
Cellular component (GO): cytoplasm; plasma membrane
Molecular function (GO): small GTPase binding; guanyl-nucleotide exchange factor activity
Source: RefSeq, a predicted model, not a curated record